AUGUCGACGCGAGGAAGUCUCCGAAAUCGUCGCGCGAGAUCUAACGUCGUCGAGGAAGAGAAGAAGACGCUGGAUUUGAAACGAACGCGAUCGAGAAGUCGAGGAGGACCACACUCGUCGAAGAAAAAGGAAGAGGCGGAGGAAACAGAGGAGGAAGAAUCGACGAAGAAAGAACGAGGAAAACAACAACCGCAAAAGUCGAUUUUGAAGACGAGGAAUAAAAACGCCUCGAGCGGUGGCGCGAAGAAGAAGAAGGAGGAGGAGGAAGAAGAUGAUGAAGAAGAAGACGACGAGGAAGAAGAGGAAGAGGAAGAAGAGAAAGAGAUCCCGCCGGUGGUGGUGAAAGAGAAGGACGAGGAGGAAGACGCGGAAAAGCAGUUACCGCUCGUCGUCGCGGCGACGCCGCAACAGCAAGCCGAGGGCGGCGCGGACGAGAUGGAGGAAGAAGAAGAAGAAGAAGAGGAAGAAGAACAAGGCUUGUUCGAAUGGCUCGCGAAGAAAGAAAAGUUGCCGGAGGAGAAAGCGAAUCGAUUAGCCGCGGAGUGGACGACGCGGUACCAAGAAGAUCAGGCGUCUGCGGCGGCGGAAAUGUAUACUUUGUUGACGAAAGCGAGCGGCUGCAAGGCGAAAAUUUACAAGCCAGAGUUGAUGAACUCGGAGUGCGCGAUUAUUAUGAAGAGAAUCGAGGAUGAAUUGAGACAAGGUAACGUGAACCCGGUCGAUCCAAUGGCGGGGAAAGGGAAAUUAUACAGGAACUUUAAGGACGAUUUGGGUUUGUUCAUGCGCGCGGUGGUGAGAGAAACGAUCGAUUCGAGAGACUUGUUUGACGAUACCAUGUUUGAAAUGUUUCGGGAGAUUUUUCAGACGUGUUCAAACUCAACCGCACGAGUGAUGAGAGUAGUCGCAACGGGGAUGGGGCUGAACGUUAUUUCCGGAUUGGUGAACGCGUGCUUGUCGCAAUCAAAGCAAGCGGCGUUAAAGCAAAGACAGUUGGAUAACGCGUUGGCGUCGAAACGAAAAGAAGCCAAGGUAGAGGCGGAGGCGAUUAAGAAAACCAUGGACCAGUGCUCGAAGAAUACCGAGGCCUGCGCGGGAAUGAUUAAAGAGAUGUUCAACGGUGUUUUUACGGGACGAUUUCGCGAUUACGACCCUCAAAUUCGCGCAGGUUGCAUGGCGGCUGUGUCGAACUGGAUGUUGGAGUACCCGUUCAUGUUUUUGACGGAUUUUUACUUGAAAUAUUUAGGGUGGUCCAUGAACGACAAAUCGUCACUGGUGCGAUUGGAGGUUUUGAAAGGUUUGCGACGUUUGUACGCAGACGGGACGAAGGCGUCGAUUAUGGAUGGCUUUACGAAUAGAUUUAGUGCGCGCAUUAAAGAGCUUUUAUUCGACGCUGAUCCUAUGGUGACGUGCGAAGCGAUUUUCGUCGUAUCGCAGUUGCGCGAGUACGAGACUUACGACGCAGAUACGAUGAACGAAGUGUUGCACUUGCUGACGGAAGAAAACGAAAGCGUUCGGGUUACUGCGGCGAAAGUGUUACCAAAAAUGUUACCGUCGUUGUUGGAGCAGUACAAUAAAACUCGCACGAGCGCUUACGGCAAAAAGAAGAAACCAGCGGCGAAGAAAAAAGCGAAAGCGGCGAAGAAGCCGAAAAGGAAAGCGAACAAAAAAAUACGAAACGAGGACGACGAGAACAGCACGGAAGACGAAGAAGAAGACGAGGGGGAGAAAAGAGGCAAUUUGUUUGGCGAUGACGAAGACAACGACGAGAUGGAAGACGAAGAUUUCGAUACGAGCUUGGGUGUCGGCGAACUCACGGCUUCCGAGACGCUGGAAAGCGUUUUGGAGUUGGUGAAAAUUUUGUCAAACACGACGCACGCGAAGCAUCUUGCAGUGGACGACGCUUUAGAAACGCACUCGAAAAUCAUCGACGCCGUUUGGGAUGAAAUGCCUCUGUUUCACUCGUUUGAAUUCUUGGCCAUGAAGUUGAGCGACGAAGAGUUUUGCAGCGACAUCGCGGACGCCGCCGCGCUCGCAAACUUGACGCUCCGAGCAGUGAAGAAAUCGCAAAUGGAAAAUAUCAUCGCCGAUGCGUUGGCGAAAUCGAAUGUACCGACGCCAGCAAAGAUGAGCAUGACCAAACGCGACAGAGAAACGUGCGAUCAAAGCAGAGAAAAAAUCACGCUCGCGUUCACCACGCAUCUCCCGACGUUGUUGGAGAAAUAUUCCGUCGAAGACGAAGUCUUGGCGCCGCUGUUGGAAAUCAUCCCUUACAUGAAGCUUGAACACUACCCGUUGCGACAACGAGACGGCGAGUAUCAAGCUUUGUUAGAAACCGUGAAGAACAUCUUAUUCAAACGCGUGGAUUCGAAGGUUUUAAAUAGUGCAGCGAAAGCGAUCGCAUUUUGCGCCAACGACGGCUACGAAGGCACGAGAAGCGGUGCGGUCAAAGUUUUCGAUUCCAUCGCCAAACAUCUCGGCGAGAAGCUUUCGCAGUUAGCAAAGAGCGCAAUUGUAAACAGAACUGUGAAUGUCGACGAAGACGAAGAUGAAGACGAUGAGUUCAUCGUCAGCGAAGAUAAUGGCGACGGUUUCAUUUUGAAAUGCGCGCUGUUGCGCGUCACGGCGCUUCUCAAGUACGCGAGAUUAUCUAAGCUCGAAGGCGAAGCGGUUUUUGAAGCGAUGGCGACACUUUUGGACGAAGUUUCACGCAACGUCCUCAGAGAUGGCGAAAAGAAACUUUCGAAAGAGGUUCGAGUCGGUCCAGUUUCCGCGGUGUUACUCGCAGAGGGGGUGAUGUACGAGAUGGUUUGGCGCGGGAUCGACUUGUCCGAAUCUGAAAGUGAGCGCGUGACGGAUGACGACAUCCUCUCUUUUCAAAACACGCGCGACAAAUCUUUGACGAGCUUGAUUCGUCUAGCUGAAAAUGUGGACAAACUCUUUGGGAAGUAUGGCGCAAAAGUCGUCGCCGAUACCAGACGUAACUGCACAGCUGCCGUUGCCGAUGCCGUCUUGUAUCUCAAGAUGGCUGGGAAGAUGUCCAUUUCGUUACCGCCGAACAUGAUGACGGCGGCGUGGCGUGCGGCGGAUAAAAUCAUGACGCCGGAAGACGAGAAUUUAGAUGCCGACGUCAACGCGGCGAAAAUUGGAUACCAGUUAGCUCUAGUAGACGCCAAGUGCGGCGAUCACUCGAGCGGAAGCAUAGCCGCGCCGGCGUUCAUUUCGAACUUUGCCAUCGGCGGGGACCACUUGGAUGCCGCCAUCAAAGGUUUUAUGACAGAGUUACGUCGCGAUAGUCAGAAAAACCUCGCAAGAACAAUCUUCAUGGCACUAGCGGAUGCUUACCAGGUGGUAUCAAACGCGAUGAAAGAUAAGGACGCAGACGAAGACAUCGCACAAAGAGCGAUUGACUUUUUGCGCGACCUCGCGACGCGCAUCGCGAGUAUCUUCUCCCCGUCCGUGCAAAGAGACCGCUUGGUCGUGCGUGUGAUGACUGCAGAUUGCGUGAACUACGCGUUAGUACCGUUGAAGCCUGAACGAUUUGCCUUUUUAGAAUACGCGGUGUCGGCGUUCAUUCCGAAAAUUUCACAAGUCGACGCGAAGAACGUCUUGGAGGCGUGCGAAAAGCAGUUAGAGCACGUCGACGAAUCCGACAAACGCUCGUUGAGCUUUAAAGAGUUCAUCGAAGUCGUACGUGUGCGAUCGCUGGGUAAAAGUGCGGCAAAAGUUGAACGAGAGAGAAAGGCUGCGGCUAGAAAAGCUGCCAAAGAAGAUGAAACGGAAACUUCGUUCGAGGAAGAGGACGAAAUCGAGACGGACUCGGAGCUCGCCGGCGCGACUCCCGGAUCGAACAAAACGCGCAAGACGAACGCGAAUUCCACGCCUGGCUCGGAGAAGAAACGAACCUUAGAAACGGAGAAAGACUUUGCAAAGAUCGUCGAAAACGAGGAGAGCAAAGAAGAAACGAUCACCACUACCGCGGAUGAAGGUGAAGCGGUAGACGCGGACAUGGAAGACGUCGUCCCGGUGCAAAAGCCUUCGCGUCGCGGUCGCAGAUAA
Molecule: messenger RNA, 4056 nt
Organism: Bathycoccus prasinos
Lineage: Eukaryota; Viridiplantae; Chlorophyta; Mamiellophyceae; Mamiellales; Bathycoccaceae
Exons: 1
Coding region: 1-4056 (1351 amino acids)
Biological process (GO): sister chromatid cohesion
Cellular component (GO): nucleus; cohesin complex; chromatin
Molecular function (GO): chromatin binding
Source: RefSeq, a predicted model, not a curated record